Lineus longissimus is the source of this 2965-nucleotide messenger RNA. RefSeq lists its product as uncharacterized. The transcript has 2 exons. The coding region runs from base 129 to 1271 and encodes 380 amino acids. The record is from RefSeq and is a predicted model, not a curated record. Lineage: Eukaryota; Metazoa; Nemertea; Pilidiophora; Heteronemertea; Lineidae.
GGUAUAUGCCGUGUUGUAUGGUGCACUAGAUGCUAGAGCGCGUAUCGUUCUGACAUCUCAACAUGAUUGCGACUGAAAGAUUUUGAGAAGGAUAUUCUUCGCAGGGAGGACAGACCGUGUUCAGAGCCAUGUCCAAUCACGACGGACUAUCUGAAAGUGGUGUGGAAGUGACGACACCCAUAGCAGAAGUGACGACAUCUACAUCAGACGUCUCUGACGCCGAAGGACACCAGCCAAACGAGUUUUGUAGUCCCACUGAAGGGGAGUCUGCGCCUUGUGGCCCUAAUCAAGAGGAGUCUACGCCUUGCGGUCCCAAUGAAGGGGAGUCUGAGCCUUCUAGCCCCAGUCAAGGGGUGUCUACGUCUUGUGGUCUCAACCAAGGGGAAUCUGCCCCAUGUCGUCCCAGUCAAGGAGAGUCUGUGCCUUCUAAUCCCAGUCAAGGAGAGUAUGUGCCUUGUGGUUCAAAUGAGGGGUGGGAGUCGGAGCUUUGUGGGCCCAGUCAAGGGGAGUCUAAAAUAAGUGGUCCCAAUCAAGGAGAGAACGAGCUUGGUUGUCAAAGCCAAGGAGAGCAUGAUGGUCCUCCUCGCUCUAAACAAGAGGACCUCGAGACUCGUGGGCCAAGUCAAGGAGAAACAGAGUCUAGCUGCGGCCAAGGGAAAGAGACUCUUAAUACUGGCGAGUCCGAACUAGCCACCAAAGGACAAAAUUCUGGUCUUGGCGUGACCGAGCCUACCACUGUUGCGCCCGGCGGCCAGAUCGGAACAGGCCAAUCGACUUCGCGGGUGAUCCUUCAGGCCUUCUCUUCAAGGACCAGCCUUGUCUGCGGUAUCCUGCAGAUAGUCCUCGGUCUAACGGUUGUGGGACUGACAAUCGGACUAAUUUCAUUCUGGGAGAAGGUGCAUUACGCACGAGAUGGAACUGGAAUCCUGGGCGGGGCACUUUUUAUCGCAGCUGGGAUUUCGGGAAUAAUAUCCGCUCGUACGAGGCAGAGCCACCACAUAAUAACUUGUAUGGUCCUAUCAAUACUUGCGGCAUUUUUUAGUGGAACUUUACCGGCUUUCAUUUUUGUUCACGCAGCUUUUUCUCACAGAAUAUGGCGUGGUUUUGCCGCCUUUUUAUGUGCUGUCACUGCAGUGUCGUUCCUGGAGUUGGUUGUGUCAGUUGUCCAAUCAGCGAUGUGCUGCCGUGUUACGUGCUGUGCGACUCCAUCCAGUGUAUGUAAAAGCGCGGGAAUAUCUUGCACGGCCGCGGAGUCCAAUUACACCGUGUAAAGCUAGCAUCCCCGCAAUGCGGAUCCGGCUUUUUUUACCGCUACGUCAUAUACAAAAGUCAUAGUGUGAAAUAUCGACCGGCGGAGUACAUGUAUAUUGGAAACCACUGGUUAUGCCAGGAUGCACAUUGUUGGUCAGUCCAACCUCAGGACGCGAUGUGACGUUUUUGGUUGUUUCGGCACAUUUCAGUGUUUCCUUACAAUCCUCAACAAGGGGAAACAGAGAAAAACCAAUCCCCGCCAUUGGUAACGGUUGAUUAGUGAUACUACCGUACUUGUGCUCCGGAGCAAAUGCUAGCUAUCCUCUCAUUGGGAGAUUGAGAGAAAAACGUGUCAAUCUGUCUUCGGCGUUCCUGCAGACAUUGAGGGGAACUACUCAGAAACGUUACAGUAGGACCAAUUGAGGACGACAAUGUAACAACAUAAACUGGCGAAUCUGAUUCAAACCUAUCCAGAUGGAUUCGGAUAGACUCACAGCGGAGGAAGUUAGGGAGUUUUCGCCAAGCCCCCGAUACGCUGACGCGAACGCCUCGUGAUCAGUAACAUGACUAUCUAGGGUCACACUAUAUUACAGUAUAGUGACCAGAGGUCAGCCAAGUAACUUUGCCCAGAUCUAUCUGAAAAACGCUAUAUACAUGUACAUGUUUACCAGUUAUGAUGAUGAAAAUGAUAAUAACAACAAGCCCUUCGGCGGCAUUAUGAUUCACUUGGGUGGAUAGUUAAAUAUUGCUCCGGUUGUGACCACGACAACACUGGUAUUGUGAUGGUGGAUUUGGAGGGUUGCGCAUUUCCAGGUUCAGGGAAAUAUCGGCCUUUGGCGCCCGGACUAAUGUACGUCAUGCUUGCUGAUUGUGCUCGAUCCUCACUGCCAAUAGACACCUUCCGUCUGUAUACAUGUGCAUAACUUACCGCAUUCAGAGAAUCCGCGCAAUAAAAUUCCAUUCUCGCCACAGGUGGUCAUUUUAAUACCUCUUUUUAUAAAGUAUGUACAUGAGCAUUGUACACAGCUGCACUCUGCUUCCAGGUUCGAUGGUCCAAAAGGUCCGUAUAAGUGCGAAAAAACUAAUUUGUGGACAAUAAUUUUCAUUUGUUAUUCAGCUAGACACAAGUAGAUCACUGACAAGUGAAUCAAUAAUGGACAAUUCAGUCUUUGUGACAACAGAUUUAUGAUUUCGUUUUUUUGACGAGUUAUUCAAGAAGUUGGGCAACUGUGAGUAACAAUCAUACUCUGGCGCAGUGAUAGAAGUGUGAUAAGGCGGUCCAACAGUCACUGCUUGAAUUGGCCGCCAUUGAAAUCACGCAUCCUUGUAACUAUCGGACUUCUCAUGCCUUUUUCUUGAAAACAUUCGAAAAAGGUUGUCUUUGUGCAUUUCAAGCCUCUUAUCCGAAUAAUUUCCUUCUAAAAUGAAAUGUUUUUGUGUUUUUAUAUGCACUAUUGUAUAGCGUGUGGAAAAUGGUGUGAUUCGGUUCGUUCGAGCAGACGACGAUUUGAAGCGAGGUGUGUUUCGGCCGAAUCGUUUUAAUGGGCUCAAAACAGGAAUAAUUAUCACCUUAGUAAUAUUAAACAGCGUUAUAUCCGAGAAGACUAGAUUUUUUUAGGAUAUCGUGACAUUUAUUGCAUAUUGUUCGAACAUUCUUGCUGUGUACAUUUGUUUGUUUAUCGUACAUGCAAUACACGUGCAAUGGAUGCCUAGA